Messenger RNA from Leguminivora glycinivorella, 1110 nucleotides. RefSeq names its product androgen-induced gene 1 protein-like. The transcript is spliced from 2 exons. Gene Ontology annotation, cellular component: endomembrane system; membrane. The record is from RefSeq and is a predicted model, not a curated record. Bases 100 to 804 code for a protein of 234 amino acids. NCBI's taxonomy places the organism in Eukaryota, Metazoa, Arthropoda, Insecta, Lepidoptera, Tortricidae.
GAAUUGGAAUGAGUUGGUUCGAUAUCUUAAGAAAUUCGUGAUUAAAAAAUUGUUGGAAACUAAUAAUUAUCAGUUACUCUUAGGUAGUAAGAAAUUAACAUGGCGGGUCAAAUUAUGUUCCAUUUGCUUGGGGCUUUACAGUUCGCCUAUGGGGUUUAUUACGAUCACACGUAUGUAAGACUCCCGGGUACGAGUGGUGCAGGAUCAUUUGGAGGAAAGUUAAAGUUUUUAACUUUUAUUGAUGCCAUAAUUCAAACCGUAUACUUCAGUGUGGCCCUAAUAAAUGAUGUUUGGGGCACCAAUGAACCGACGCCGUCAACGAAGCCGCUAAUUCGACGCAUAAAGGACACAUUGUUUAGUACUUUAGCAUUCCCAGUGGCAAUGUUUGUUGGAAUCACUUUCUGGGGCAUUUAUGCCAUUGAUAGGGAGUUGAUUCUACCACAGAGAUUAGAUGCGAUUUUCCCAUCAUGGUUGAAUCAUGUCAUGCAUACCAAUAUUGUUGCUUUUAUUGUUAUUGAACUUCUAACAUCAUUCAGAAUGUAUCCAUCUAGAAAUCGUGGUAUUUCCCUUUUGACUGCUUUCAUGUUGUGCUAUAUGGUAUGGAUACAUGUUAUCUAUGCCCAGACGGGAGCAUGGGUUUACCCAGUCUUGGAAGUUCUCAACUGGCCACUGAGGGUGGUAUUUUAUUUGUUCAGUCUUGCAUUUGUAUUGUCACUGUAUGUUGUUGGAGAAAAAAUAAACAAAAUUGUGUGGUCUAAAGAAAUAGAGAAGACUGUUAAGUCAGGAAAGAAAAAAGCAAAGUAAUUAUGUAAUAUUUAGUACAAAAUAGGGUUUAGGAGACUACUUGUAACUUAUUUAUUAUUAAUUGGGAUGGAAUGAUAAUGAUUUUUUAAGUGGGAUUUUCUAUGUGGACUUUGGGAUGGUGGCUUAUUCUUGCUAUAUAGCCAAAGCCCGGACGACGGGAACAAAAAUGCACUUUUCAAUAGUGCUUAAUUAAAUAUCGACUAUUUUAUCGAUAUCCAUAUGAACAAUUUUUUAAUCAGAAAUGUAUUGAUCUUUAUUAUAGUUAUUAUCUUACAUGUCAUAUUGUUACAUAAUGUGUAAGCUUAU